CUCCUCUCGCGUCACCUCUCAGAUAAGGCCUCUCUCUCUCUCUUCUUUCUCUCUCUACACCUCCGAUCGGCCAUGGCGGAAGCCGCUUCGAGGAUCUUCCACGCCUCACUCCUCCCGCCCUUCUCCCCGCUCCGCCGCGGACCCCACAAGCCUCGCCCUCGCUUCCCGCCCGGCCCCUCGCUGCUGCCGCCCGCGACGGCGACGAAGGUGGUUUGCUCGGUUCCAGCCGCCGCCGCCAGGGCGUCGGAGGCGCGGAGGAUGAUCCCCUGGGGAUGCGACGUCGACUCCCUGGAGAACGCGUCGGCGCUGCAGGGGUGGCUGUCGGACUCCGGCCUCCCGCCGCAGAAGAUGGCGAUCCAGAGGGUCGACGUCGGGGAGCGGGGGCUCGUCGCGCUGAAGAACGUAAGGAAGGGCGAGAAGUUGCUGUUCGUGCCUCCUUCGCUCGUGAUCACCGCGGACUCGGAGUGGGGCUGUGCAGAGGCUGGUGAAGUUUUAAAAAAAAAUUCAGUGCCAGAUUGGCCAUUGCUUGCUAUAUACUUGAUUAGUGAAGCAAGUUUAAUGGGGUCUUCUAGGUGGAGCAAUUAUAUCUCGGCCCUGCCCAGACAGCCUUAUUCACUUUUAUACUGGACACGUGCAGAACUGGACAGAUACUUAGAAGCAUCACAAAUCAGAGAACGAGCAAUUGAAAGGAUUACUAAUGUCAUUGGAACAUAUGAUGACUUAAGGUCCAGGAUAUUUUCCAAGCAUCCUGAAUUAUUUCCUGAAGAGGUAUUUAAUUUGGAGACAUUCAAGUGGUCAUUUGGCAUUCUUUUCUCCCGCUUGGUCCGUCUACCUUCAAUGGACGGAAGGGUUGCGUUGGUUCCAUGGGCAGAUAUGUUGAAUCACAGUUGUGAGGUUGAAACUUUUCUGGAUUAUGAUAGUUCAUCACGGGGAAUUGUCUUCACAACUGACCGCCCCUAUCAAGCAGGCGAGCAGGUUUUCAUAUCAUAUGGCAGGAAGUCUAAUGGAGAACUCCUACUGUCUUAUGGGUUUGUUCCUAAAGAGGGCACGAACCCAAGUGAUUCAGUAGAGUUAUUACUGUCACUGAAGAAAUCCGACAAAAGUUACAGCCAAAAGCUAGAAGCUCUAAGGAAGCAUGGCUUAUCUGCCUCCCAGUGUUUUCCCGUACAAAUAACUGGCUGGCCGGUAGAGUUAAUGGCAUAUGCCUAUUUAGCUGUUAGCCCUCCCAGCAUGAGCAGUCAAUUUGAGGAGUUGGCAGCUGCAGCUUCAAAUAAAACAACAACUAGGAAGGACAUGAGAUUCCCCGAAAUAGAGGAACAAGCAUUGCAAUACAUACUAGACAGCUGUGAAUCGAGUAUAUCUAAGUACUCGAAAUUCUUGCAGGAGAGUGGAUCAAUGGAUUUGGACGUGACUUCUCCAAAACAACUCAACCGAAGAUUGUUUCUGAAACAGUUAGCGGUAGACUUAUGCACUAGUGAGAGAAGGAUACUUUUCCGAGCCCAAUAUAUUCUGAGAAGAAGAUUGAGAGAUCUAAGGAGUGGUGAGCUGCGAGCUUUGACAUUAUUUAAUGGGCUCAGAAAGCUCUUCAAAUGAGUAUGGGAGAACAUGGUGAUACUUAAAAAGGCCAACUCUCAGAUCUGUUGGGAUCUCAAUGUGACCUCGGAUUAAAAUCCGACUUUGGCGUCAAUUGAGUAUGAGGACUUUGGCAUUAAGUGAGGUCAAGCAGGCAUACAAUCAUCUUCCCGUCACACUAUGAACUUUGAUUGUACUUUUAGAUUGCAAAGUAUGGAGAGGAUAGCAGAUCAGUGUCUCAGAAUGUCAUGCUGCAAAUGAUGAUGCACGCUCUGUUUCUAAAUCUUUUUGGCUUUUGAAAUUUUAGAUCAGACAGAAAAAUGUGCGAUCGACAUUUCAUGUUUAGUUUUGUUUCCGAAGUGAUUAUCACCUGACACCUAUUUGGAGUACUUUGAUUUUGAAUUUCUCCCAACUCUUAUUUGGUUCAAUGAGGAUCAUAGGAGGAUUAAUUUUCA
Eucalyptus grandis is the source of this 2027-nucleotide messenger RNA. Its product is annotated as ribulose-1,5 bisphosphate carboxylase/oxygenase large subunit N-methyltransferase, chloroplastic. Gene Ontology annotation, biological process: peptidyl-lysine monomethylation. Lineage: Eukaryota; Viridiplantae; Streptophyta; Magnoliopsida; Myrtales; Myrtaceae. Gene Ontology annotation, cellular component: chloroplast. Bases 73 to 1593 code for a protein of 506 amino acids. Gene Ontology annotation, molecular function: [ribulose-bisphosphate carboxylase]-lysine N-methyltransferase activity; protein binding; protein-lysine N-methyltransferase activity. The transcript has 12 exons. The record is from RefSeq and is a predicted model, not a curated record.